AUGGCACCGAUGAAGUUGACAUACUUCGAAUUUGCCGCCCUGGGCGAACCACUGAGACUAGCGCUGGCACAAAGCGGGGUUGAAUGGAUCGACAACAGGUUGCCGAGUGAGGAGUGGCCCACUCUCAAGCCGAGUGAGUCUGCUGAGGUAGUGCUGUUCUCUCGGUACAGCUGGAGGUUGUCUAUUUUGUCGGAGUAG
Molecule: messenger RNA, 198 nt
Organism: Ectocarpus siliculosus
Lineage: Eukaryota; Phaeophyceae; Ectocarpales; Ectocarpaceae
Source: the annotation of a GenBank genome assembly